AUGAAAAUUGGAUUCAUUGGAGCAGGAAAAAUGGCCCAGGCGCUCGCUAGAGGCCUAAUAAACUCAGGACGAAUCACAGCCGAAAAUAUAAUUGCCAGUUCACCAAAAAGUGAUUUUGCCCUUUUGGAACAAUGCAAACAUCUCGGAUUGAACACAACUUACGAUAAUUCGGAAGUGGUGCAGAAGAGCGAUGUCAUCUUUCUGGCUGUCAAGCCAGUUCAUGUUACAAAGGUCACAUCUGAAAUUGCUCCAGCCUUGAGCAGAGAACAGCUUGUAGUCUCGAUUGCUCUUGGAAUAACAAUCAGAAAUAUAGAAUCGCUUCUCCCAUCCAAGUCGCGUGUUGUACGUGUAAUGCCAAAUACCCCAGCUGUAGUACGUGCAGGAGCUUCGGCAUUCGCUAUGGGAUCGGCUUGCAGAGAUGGAGAUUCGGAUACCGUUAAAGACCUAUUAAGUACAGUUGGAUAUGCGGUUGAAGUUCCAGAAGUUCUCGUUGAUCCAGUGACUGGACUGUCAGGAUCUGGACCGAGUUAUAUGUUUGCUGCGAUUGAAGGAUUAGCUGAUGGUGGAGUGAAAGUCGGACUUCCCCGUGAUUUGGCUCUUAAACUUGCUGCUCAUACACUUUAUGGUGCUGCCAAGAUGGUACUUGAAACUGGAAUUCACCCAGCCCAAUUGAAAGACGAUGUUCAAAGCCCAGCCGGAUCUUCAGUAUAUGGAAUGCAUAAAUUGGAGUCUGGAGGGUUGAAGGGAAUUCUCAUGGAUGCGGUUGAAGCAGCAACAAACCGCUCGCGCGCCACAGGUGACAAGGCGCUUCCGCGCGAUUUCCGUAACGGCGAAAUGUGA
Molecule: messenger RNA, 840 nt
Organism: Caenorhabditis bovis
Lineage: Eukaryota; Metazoa; Nematoda; Chromadorea; Rhabditida; Rhabditidae
Source: the annotation of a GenBank genome assembly